AUGGCGCUAGUGCUUGUGGCACUACUGACGGCUGGAGUCGUAGCUUUCGACGUCGUCAUGGAGACCAAUAUCGUCUCCAGUCGCUUCGAGUCUCUGCAACUCCACAUCAACGACAGCAGCGCCUCCAAUGGAUCUACUCAGGAGUCAACGUGCAGUCCAAGUGUAGUCAAUGUGAGUGCGAUCGAGUACCACUCCGGUCAUCGAUACUACCCGCUUCUCCAAGAUGCAACUCCUCUUGCCUCUCCUCGUUUCCAAGACGAACACACUGUCCUAUGCAACGAAAGUCGUCGACACGAUCUCAAGUACAGCUACUGCUUGCCAAUCUCUGGCCGCAAGGACUCGCCAUUUUGUACCGGGGCUGACCGCAUGGACCUAUUGACCCCACACUCGGCCCAGUCUCGAUGUUACGCUAGUGUGCUGCACAUGCUCUUGAUGGAAGUCUACGAGGAGCUCCAUGCCUUUGGACACACUCCACUUUUAGUAUACGGCUCCCUCCUUGGUGCCGUUCGUAACGGGUCUAUGAUCCCGUUUACCGAAGACACUGAUUUAGCAUACAGUGGACCCCUUGACGUUGAUGGCGACAUCGAGCGUGCUCUGGUGGCAAAGGGUUACCACUUUUUCCAUUAUGACAUCUGGCGGGUCUGUGUGGCCCCUACGCAUCCUCUGGCUGCGAGACUGUACGAUCCGAGACUUCCCAUCACGUCGAACUUUGUGGUGCCGUAUCUCGAUCUGUACGCAAUGGACAAGUUGAAUGACACCGACUGGAGCAUGGAGUGCUUCAGUGACAGUACACUGCCUCAUGAAAAGAUGCAGCCGUUUUCUCAAGUGAAGAUCAACGGACUGUCGUUCGACACGGUCGCGGAUCCAGAUUAUUUUUUGAGGAAGAUGUACAGCGAAGAUUACAUGACCCCAAAGCCGCGGAAGUAG
Peronospora matthiolae is the source of this 927-nucleotide messenger RNA. NCBI's taxonomy places the organism in Eukaryota, Oomycota, Peronosporomycetes, Peronosporales, Peronosporaceae. The record is from the annotation of a GenBank genome assembly.